AUUCGAGCACAGUCUGGCCGACGACAGCAAUGUCGACCGACCCAUAUCAUGCUGUUCAGUCCGAGAUUCAGAGCUCGCUGCAAACGGCAGAACAGCUGCGUGCAUCCUUCGUACGCAUACACAGCACGGCGCGUGAGGGUAGCGAAGAGCUAGAAUGGGCGAGAAACGAGCUGAAAGCAACACUUGCCGCAUUGGAGGCAGACUUGGAGGAUCUAGAAGAGAGUGUGAAGAUAGUUGAAACAACCGGCGCACGUAUGUUCGGUCUUGAUGCCGCAGAGGUGAUGGAGAGACGUCGUUAUGUUGGGCGUGUGCGGAAUGAGAUCGAGAACAUGCGAGCAGAAGUUGACGGCGGGAGAGAGGCGACCCUUACAAAUCCCUUGUCACCACCACCGGCACCUCGGUUGCCCAUUCCAAUUCCAUCGCCAGCUCCUCCGGAUGGAGACCCACAGGCACAAUGGGCGCGUGAAGAGCAACAGAUGAUAAUCCGCGAGCAAGAUCAGACAAUUAGCUCGAUAGCAGGAACGCUCAGCACGCUUGCGCAGCAGGCAGGGCUUAUGGGGCAGGAAAUUGGGGAACACAAUGAGAUGCUGGAUGACUUGGGCCGUGGCGUGGACCGCUCUGAGUCCAAGCUCGCCGACGCCAUGAAAAAAAUGAAGAAGUUUAUGCGCGAUACAGAAGAAACGAAGUCGGGCUGGUGUAUCGUGAUUCUAAUUGUUAUAUUGCUGGCUUUGCUUAUGGCGGUGAUUCUAGUAUGAUUUAGAUGGUUGUGCGCUGGCUAUUACUACCCUACUGUUUCAGCUCAUGAAUGCGUGUGCUAUAAUACCAGACGGACUCUUAAAUUUCAGGCUUUUGGGGACUACAUGGGUAUUUUUAUGAAUAGCUGUGACUUUCCGUUAGGAGACCAUGUCGUCAGUUCCGCCCAAUGCAGAGGAGACCUUGUCGACG
Messenger RNA from Heterobasidion irregulare TC 32-1, 945 nucleotides. RefSeq lists its product as uncharacterized. NCBI's taxonomy places the organism in Eukaryota, Fungi, Basidiomycota, Agaricomycetes, Russulales, Bondarzewiaceae. Gene Ontology annotation, cellular component: membrane. The transcript is spliced from 8 exons. Bases 30 to 755 code for a protein of 241 amino acids. Gene Ontology annotation, biological process: Golgi vesicle transport. The record is from RefSeq and is a predicted model, not a curated record.